Messenger RNA from Labrus mixtus (cuckoo wrasse), 3229 nucleotides. RefSeq names its product sorting nexin 18a (gene snx18a). Gene Ontology annotation, molecular function: phosphatidylinositol binding; protein binding. The record is from RefSeq and is a predicted model, not a curated record. The coding region runs from base 201 to 2006 and encodes 601 amino acids. Lineage: Eukaryota; Metazoa; Chordata; Actinopteri; Labriformes; Labridae. The transcript is spliced from 2 exons. Gene Ontology annotation, biological process: endocytosis; protein transport; cleavage furrow formation. Gene Ontology annotation, cellular component: plasma membrane; cytoplasmic vesicle.
AAGAAGGACACCACGCAGGGGUUUUAAACAGCAUUUUCCUCACACUGUGGGAAGUUUUUACGCGGAGUUUUUACGCGGAGUUUUGGGCUGUGGGCUGACUGAGCUAGCCUGUGUGCCCCGCUGCUCUUCCCUCCUGCUCCGGUGAGGCAGCCGUAAGUUAGCCCGCUGUCCACCCGGUCUGCUUCCAGCUGUGGUGAAUCAUGGCGCUCAGAGCCAGGGCGCUGUACGACUUCAACUCCGAGAACCCCGGGGAGGUGUCCGUGAGGGAGAACGAAGUCCUGACGUUGUACAGCGAACAGGACAUCGAUGGCUGGUUCGAGGGGGUGAACAGCAAAGGAGAGAGGGGUCUGUUCCCCGCUUCCUACGUGGAGGUGCUGAGAAGCGACGCCGCCUCCUCCACCACCACCACCACCACCACCACGUUCAACAACAACAGCUGCAGCAGCACAUCUGGUGACACUUACCCGGACUCACGAUACGCCAACAUCCCAUCCGGAGGUUUUGACGGCUCAAGUAAGCCUCAGAGUAACUUUUCCAAACCUUCUCCGCCUGCUUUCGCCACUUUCUCUGCACCACCUCCAGCAGCACAGCAGCAGCAGCAGCAGCAGCAGCACACCUACCAGCAGUCCAGUCCUGGAAGCGAUGAUGACUGGGAUGAUGACUGGGAUGACAGCUCCACGGUUGCAGAUGAGCCAGGGACGGUUGGAGGAAGGUAUCACGACUAUGAAGGCAAUGGGCCGUCUACUUACAGAGUGACCACGUCCUCAAUGUCCAGAGGUAACGCACAGCAAGCAAAGAGUUCGGCCACAGUCAGUAGGAACCUGAACAGGUUUUCUACCUUCGUUAAGUCAGGAGGAGAGGCGUUUGUGCUCGGGGAGGCGGCAGGAUUUGUGAAAGACGGGGAUAAGAUUUGUGUGGUAAUGGGUCAGUACGGUCCCGAGUGGCAGGAAAACCCCUACCCUUUCGCUUGUACAAUUGACGACCCCACUAAACAGACCAAGUUCAAGGGCAUGAAAAGCUACAUCUCUUACAAGCUGACCCCAACCCACACUCAGAACCAGGUGAACAGGAGGUAUAAGCACUUUGACUGGCUCUACGCUCGGCUGGUGGAGAAAUUCCCUGUCAUCUCAGUGCCGCACAUCCCCGAGAAGCAGGCCACGGGUCGCUUUGAGGAAGACUUCAUCUCCAAGAGGAGGAAAGGCCUCAUAUGGUGGAUGAACCACAUGACCAGCCACCCUGUCCUUGCCAGGUGCGACGUUUUCCAGCACUUCCUCACCUGCAACAGCACGGACGAGAAGUCCUGGAAGCAGGGCAAGAGGAAGGCGGAGAAGGACGAGAUGGUUGGGGCCAACUUUUUCCUCACCAUCAGCCCCCCUGCUGCUCCGCUUGACUUCCAGGAGGUGGAGAGUAAAAUAGACGGAUUCAAAGCUUUCACCAAGAGGAUGGACGAUAGCACCUUGACGCUUAACGCCACUGUCAACGAGUUUGCCCGCAAGCAGAUCAGUGGCUUUAAGAAAGAGUAUCAGAAAGUGGGGCUGUCAUUCAAGGUCCUUAGCCAGGCCUUUGAGAUGGACCAGCAGGUGUACUCUACUGGACUAAACCAGGCCAUCUCCUUCACCGGGGACACAUAUGAAGCCAUUGGAGAGUGUUUUGCUGAGCAGCCAGGAAAGGACCUCGACCCAAUCAUGGAUUUAUUAGCUCUUUACCAAGGACACUUGGCAAAUUACCCAGACAUCAUCCAUGUCCAGAAAGGGGCCUUGACAAAAGUGAAAGAGAGCCACAAGCAUGUGGAGGAGGGCAAGAUGGACCGGGCACAGGCAGAAGGCAUCAACGAGCGCUGCAACAUCAUCUCCUGCGCCACGCUGGCUGAGAUCCAGCACUUCCACCAGAUCCGCGUGCGAGACUUCAAGGCGCAGAUGCAGCACUACCUUCAGCAGCAGAUAUCCUUCUUCCAAAAUAUCACAGGCAAGCUGGAGGAGGCUCUGCAGAAAUAUGACAAUGCAUAAUGGAUGGAUGGCCUUACCUGUUGGUUAAGAACCUUGGCGAUCCAUGACCAUGCACCUUCCUCGGCCAGCCAGUGGAGACCUGGCAAGCAGCAGCCAGCACCACAUACUGUGAAUGCUGUUCAUCCAGCAGGAGGGACAUUGAAGGAGAUUACACUCCAGUAAAAGGACAUUUCUACUAAAUCCAGGUUCCUCUGUGUGCGUUGGCAACAUUUUUUGGGGGGGACUGGAUGUCCUUGUUUUAGCGAGGAAAUGUAAUUUAAUAACUGACACAAAAACAAGUCUUAUGCCUUUUGAUUUAAUGAGAUCAGUGGUGAUGCUGCGACACUCUUUCUGGUGCAUGGGUGAAUGAAAUCUAAUCAUCAUUCUGACCUGCAGAGAGAGAGCCUUGUAUCUGCUGCUGCUGCUGCCACCUGCAUCCCAGGUGCAAAACUUCAUAUACAGUAUCAAAUGUUUUUUUUUUUUUUUUUUUUUUAAGCCUUGCAACACAGUUUUUAACUGACUGCUUAUUUAAAGUGACUGCCACUCCAGGAGUAAUCAUGCUCCACUGCCUUUGGUGUCUCUCCAACCUCAGACGAACAGAAAGAAAUGUUUACAGUCUCCUCCCUGAGCGGGCUCUGUCACCACUGUCUCGCAGUGCCUUCAGAUUACGCCUCCAGUCAUUUUUUUUACUAGUUAGUAAAAACUUUAUAUAACUGUACGUAGAAAUAUAUUCUAUUUGUUUUUACAAAGCUAGAACAUUUUCAUCACUGUGCUUUGAUCAAGGGCAGUAUUCGUUAAGGGAGAUAAUAUUGUUUGAUUGUGGGUUUUUCUUUUUUUCCCCACAUUGUUCCCAUUUGUUUUCAACACUCACAGUGGGACAAACAAUUAGGAUCAAGAAAAGGAUUACCUGCUUUAACAACAGGAACCAACGCCUUAAACACGGCACAGCCAGCACUGGUGCUUGCAGAUUAAAAGGGACGUGUAUGAUGGACACUUUCUAAGACAGCUGAUAUUGUCAACAAAUGUUGCUUUUCAGGCUUAGUGUUUGGGUAGCGAUCAGAGGCAGACUGUUAGACGGCUCCUCCCCUGUUUUAAUAAUGCGGUCUUUUUUUUUUUUUUUUUUUUAAUAGCACACUUUUUGACAGUUCAACUGCUGUUUAUAACCUUCAAGAUGUUGGUUGGAAAAUGGAGAGAUUAACAUUGAUGCAGUAACACAAAAUAAAUUCCUCCUUCACAGAAAGCUG